AUUCAAGCUCUUGCCUUUGUACGCUCAUCAUGGCCACUGCCUCCGUAUAUUCAAGCCCUGGAUUUGAUUUUUCAAAUCAGAUAAGAAAUAACUUCCUGGCCGAGAAAGGCCUCCCUCUUCCUAAAGCUACCAGCACUGGUACGACGAUCGUGGGUUGUUUAUUUGAAGGUGGCAUCAUUUUGGGGGCGGAUACGCGUGCGACCGAAGGACCUAUCGUUGCAGACAAGAACUGCGAAAAGAUCCACUAUAUCACAGAGUCUAUUCGAUGUUGUGGUGCAGGAACUGCAGCUGAUACCGAAUUCGUCACCAACUUGAUCUCAUCGAACAUGGAAAUGCACGCCCUUACCCAUGGCCGGAAACCACGAGUUGUUACCGCCAUGACCAUGCUCAAGCAGUACCUUUUUAGAUAUCAAGGUCACGUAGGGGCUGCUCUGGUCCUCGGAGGAGUAGACUCGACGGGUCCGAAUCUGUUCACCAUCCAUCCUCACGGUUCCACGGACAAACUGCCAUACGUUACGAUGGGCUCCGGUAGUCUUGCUGCAAUGGCGGUCUUUGAGAGUGGAUGGAAAACGAAGAUGUCGCGUGAGGACGCUCUGCAACUCGUGAAGGACGCGAUUGCAGCAGGAAUCUUCAAUGAUCUAGGAUCAGGUUCGAACAUCGAUGCUUGCAUUAUCACCCCCAAUCACACGGAAAUGUUGCGCAAUGUGGAGAUGCCCAACGAGCGAGAGACGAAGGAGAAGAGCUAUAAGUUCAGGAGAGGGACUACUGAAUGGAAGAGCGAAAGUAUCAGGAAAUUGAUUGUAAGCGAGGAAAUUACGCCCAUUGGUGGAGAUGCUAUGGAUACCUCAUAGAAAAUUGAAAUGUACCGUAAUUACUGGUGAUCAAUACAUGCACAAAGACUUGCAAGUGG
Marasmius oreades (fairy-ring Marasmius) is the source of this 910-nucleotide messenger RNA. RefSeq names its product Proteasome subunit beta type-7 (gene PSMB7). Gene Ontology annotation, cellular component: proteasome core complex. Gene Ontology annotation, molecular function: threonine-type endopeptidase activity. The transcript has 5 exons. NCBI's taxonomy places the organism in Eukaryota, Fungi, Basidiomycota, Agaricomycetes, Agaricales, Marasmiaceae. The record is from RefSeq and is a predicted model, not a curated record. The coding region runs from base 30 to 851 and encodes 273 amino acids.